Molecule: messenger RNA, 3280 nt
Organism: Ahaetulla prasina
Lineage: Eukaryota; Metazoa; Chordata; Lepidosauria; Squamata; Colubridae
Product: aquaporin-12-like
Exons: 3
Coding region: 1135-2163 (342 amino acids)
Biological process (GO): transmembrane transport
Cellular component (GO): cytoplasm; membrane
Molecular function (GO): channel activity
Source: RefSeq, a predicted model, not a curated record
UUGACAUUACUUCCCAAACUGAUCAUUGACUUAAGGCUGUAGAAUUACACGUAGUCAAGUUACAACAGUUCCUUUAGUGACUGAAGUUACAAUGGCACUGGAAAAAAAAGACUUAUGACUAUUUUUCACACAUUUGUUGCAGCAUCUCCAUGGUCACGUGAUCAAAGUUCAGACAGUUGGCAACUGACUCAUUUAUGAUGUUUGCAAUGUCUUGGGAACCCACAAUAUAUAAUUUAUAUGAAGAAAGAUAAGACAAUGUUCAAUGAUGUUAAUAAGGAUAGUUUAAGUUCUGAAGCAAGUUAAAAUAUUGUAGUAGAGAAGUCAAAGCAGUGACAAGGAAAGGAUCUGUAAGCUACCAAGUGUCAUCUUGACGAGAUGGGUGGCAUAGAACUCCUUAACAAUAAAUAAAAUCAAUUUUGAAUUUCCCUUCCAUAGCAAUGAGGCUUUAAACUAGCAUCCAUUGAUAGCAUUUCCUUAUGUGUGAUCUGAACCCCUGCUAAAGCUCCUCAAUUGCACAAUCAAGCAAAUACAUGCAGAAGUCUCCAUGGUCUUCCUCAGGUUACAAAAAUAAGGACAUUUUUCAUAGGAUAGUAGAGAAAAACAAAGUUGAAAGGAAAAUGUAGAAGGAAAAACCUGCAAUGUUUUGAUUGGAACAAUAAAAACAACCGUGGGUAUCAUUCUGAUAAUGGUUAGUCGCUAACUGAAAAUUGAACACUUUUCAAGACAACUUUCUAGAGGGCUGCCAUGAAGCAACACUGACUUGAAGGCAAUUGACAACAAUAGGAAAAGCCAUUAUCUGUAGACAGUUAUUGAGAUAGAAUAAGCUUUUGAAUUCAAGAAUCUCAACUGCUUUGCCCUUGAGUCACCUGGUUUCACUGGAUUCUGAACCAAUUCCAAGCUGCGGCUUAUUAAUGUUUUUUUCUUAGAGGAAAAGGCCUAGGUGGGGUUUCUAGGGAUGGAAAAAGACUUAAGUGGGGUUUACUGGAAAAGAAGACCAAAGGUGAAAUUCUGGUUAGAGCAGUUGUGAAGUGAUAAGGGAGCAACAUUCUAUCUGAGCCAGUUCCUUCAUGGUGUUAAAUAUGUUCGUUUUCCCAGACGUUUCUGUGAUCCUAUUAACCUGGUACCUAUCAAACUAUGCCACGUUUGCUUAAAUAUGCUUUUAAGGGAAGCAUUUGUUUCUCCUCCCUUCUCUUUUCAUGCAGUGAAGAUUUUUUUUUUUUAGUUAGAACAUACUACCUCUCCAGUGUAUUUCUCAGAAUGUCUGGACUGAAUGUCUCCAUCAUUUUUUUCUUCUCAGUUGUAACUCUUUGUGAAUUUGCUAGGCGAUUCUUCAAGAGAAUUUUUCCAUCUAAGGUGUAUUUUUGUCUUGCUGGUGAAUUAGCCAGCUCCUUCCAGAUAUGUGCUUGCUACCUUGAAUUGAAGAUGCUAAGGGAGAUUGGCCCAUGGGGUGGUGGCUUUGGCCCAGAUGUGAGCCUGACUCUCUUAUUCAUAAUCUUCUUAGCUCAUGGUGUCUCUCUUGAUGGAACUGCUGCCAACCCUAUAGCCUCACUUCAGGAAUUUCUAGCUUUAGAUUGUUCUUUUGUAGGCAGUAUUGUUAAAAUUUUGGCUCAGUUUCUAGGAAUGGAAGCAGCUUGUGUUUUUACCAAGAAGUAUUGGUCCAAGGAAUUUACUCACUUCCAUAUAAUCCAGAAUUUAAUGGUCCAGGAUUGCAGCUCAUCUCUCAAUACUUCUAUCUCCCAGGGCAUUUUUGUAGAAGCCAUGGGUUCCUUUCUUUUCCAGUUAAUUAUUCUCAAGCUUCACACCUGCUCUCCCAUGUACAGAGUUCCUAUUGUGGCGCUCAGUAUCACUGCCUUGACCUAUACAGCUGCACCUGUCACAGGUGCCUUUUUUAACCCUGCCUUGGCCUCUGCUAUGACCUUUUCCUGCUCAGGAAACAGUUUACUGGAGUAUAUGCAAGUUUAUUGGCUGGCACCCAUCUCAGGAAUGCUGUUAGCCCUCUUUGUAUAUCAAGGAAAUAUUCCACGCUUCUUCCAGACAAAUCUGCUUUAUAGUCAAAAGAAAAAAUACAGAAUAUUUAAGGGGAAAGUAACGUCGAAUUCUGUUGUUGAAGAGAGGCAGACAAAAGCAGAGAAGAAGAACAGCAGUUCUGGACUGAUUAACUGAACAGAGCAAAAAAGGAUUAACACUGCUGGAUGGGAGGCAAAAGCUACUUUUCUGUGUAAAUGGCAAAUGAGGCUUAGAAAGGGCAGUUCACAUGAUAUUAUGAUAUUCCCCCGAUUGGGACCUUCAAAUUUGUCAAAUUUGUCAAAUUUCAACUCUCCUAAUUUCUAGCCAGCAUGAAAUGUGUACUAUGACUUUUAAUUGUGGUAAUUCCAUACCCAACAUAUUAACCAGCAGAAAGUUGAUGAAGCGUGUACUAUUAGAUGCACAAAGUUACAGCCUUUCCUCAAUUGUUACAAAGGCAUGCAUUCAUUAUGCUAAUAGGACUUUAAUGCUAUUUUAUGUUCAGGCCAUCUUCUUAGGAAGAUGGCUAUUCCUAGAGAUGUUCUUCAAACCAUGGUAUGCUUUUGAACAGAUAAAUAUUUUUAUGGUAUGGCUUGAAAUAAAUAGUGAAAUUUGAACAAAUGUAUUAAUAAGUAAUAAGUGUGGAAUUGCAUUUGUGAUUUCCUAUGAUAAAGUAAAAUGUUACAUGAGAUAAAAUGUUAUAUGGACCUUCUUUUCAGGCUCUUCCUGAAAUUUAAUUAAUACAAGCAGUAAUCUGGGUUUCUUUAAUGCAGUUAUCCCUAUCUGAUGCUCACAAUAAUGUGGCUAUCAUUUCUAAUUUCUUGUUAUGCGCAUUUCUGAUAUGCGCAUAAUAAGCAUAGAGAAUACAAUUGUGGUAUAUUCUCAAAGAUCCUCUUUUGGUGAUGUAUGAAAUAUCCUUAGUCAAAUGUUAAUACUCAGGAGCAAACAAUGCAGUGAUAAAAGAUACCUGGAGCUGAGUAAUAGAGUAAUAGAAUGGUAUUCCUUUCAAAGUAUCUGGCUUCAUUGAGUUUGCUUGGCAGAAUGCUGCAGAAGGGGAUCACAUGAUCACAGGACACUGCAAUCUUCAUAAAUAUGAGUCAGUUGCGAAGCAUAUGAAUUCUAAUCACUUGACCAUGGGGAUGCUGCAAUGGUCCUAAGUGUGAAAAUGGUCGUAAGUCACUUUUUUCAGUGCCAUUGUAACUUCAGUCAUUAAGUGAACUAUUUUAAGUCAGAGAUUACCUGUAAAUGUUUUAAAUAAUUAAAUAAAAACUGAGCU